This is a messenger RNA of Ostrinia furnacalis (Asian corn borer), 2109 nucleotides long. RefSeq lists its product as uncharacterized. The record is from RefSeq and is a predicted model, not a curated record. Gene Ontology annotation, molecular function: aspartic-type endopeptidase activity. Gene Ontology annotation, biological process: proteolysis. The transcript has a single exon. NCBI's taxonomy places the organism in Eukaryota, Metazoa, Arthropoda, Insecta, Lepidoptera, Crambidae. Bases 1 to 2109 code for a protein of 702 amino acids.
AUGCAAAGCGAUACUUAUGACAAAGCAGAAGAUUGUUACAUCGAUUAUAAAUGUAGAUUGAAAGGAGCUUUAGCUAAAUUCUUUAUAAUCCCAAGUUCGUCCAACAAUGAUUCCAACCAGCCCACGAUACAGGCGCCUAAUGUCAAACUACCAAAAGUGAAUAUUCCGAUCUUCUCAGGAAAGUACUCGGAAUGGAACACCUUCCGAGACUUAUUCCAGUCUUUGAUACAUACGAACAAGACACUAGGAAAUGCUCAAAAAUUAUUGUAUUUAAAGGGGUACUUACAGGGUGAAGCCGAGCAACUUUUAUGUAACAUUCCGAUUACCGAUAGUAAUUACGAGCAUUGUUGGGGCUUAUUAGACGAGAGGUACAACAACAAACGGUACAUCUGUCAUCACAUUUUGAAGAGACUACUAAGCCAGAAAAAUGUAACUUGUGAGUCGGCUAGUGGUUUGAAAGGUCUGAUGGACACCACAAAUGAUUGUUUGUCCGCUCUGUCUAAUAUUGGCAUAGAUACAAGCACCUGGGACGUGCUGGUAAUUCAUAUAAUAACUUUGAAGUUGGACCCUGAAUCAAAAAGGCAAUGGGAGUUUAGCAUCGCGGAUAAUAACUCUACCGAGCUACCAACUUACGAUCAGUUCGAACAGUUUCUUAAAAACCGUUACCGCGCCCUUGAGUUUUUGAGUUCAGAGUCCAAACCAAUUCCUAACAAAAACUUGCCUGUUAGUCAAAUUAAGGCCAUGCACGUUACCACGUUAGUCUGUCCCUUUUGUAAGAAGGAGCACAAAUUGAGCACGUGUAAGGGUUUUAGGGAUACGUCUGUGGAUUUACGUCGCGAAUUUGUUGCUUCUCACAAUGUUUGCUUUUGUUGUCUCGGAAACAAUCACUCUGCCAAAUUCUGCCACAGCAAAUACAAGUGUCGCAUAUGCAAGAGAAAGCACCACGCUCUGCUGCAUCCUACAAACAAAAUUGCUGCUAAGGAACCCCAAAACGGGGAGGUUACGGCUGACAACAAGAAAGUUGAUGCUGUUAUUUCCUGCACGUCUACAAGAAGCACUGUGGAUUGUAGCCAGGUAUUGCUAGCGACGGCACUUGUAGAUACUGUUUCUAAAUACGGCCAAACUUACACGGUUCGUUCUCUACUGGAUCAAGGAUCCCAAUCCUCUUUUAUUACAGAGGCCAUGGUUGAAUUAUUGGGUUUGAAGAAGAUACCAGCUAGAGGGCAUGUAGUAGGAGUAGGUGGCACGAACGGGCUCACGACAAGAUCGAUGGUAGAAAUAAAAAUAGCAUCACGGGUUGAUCCAAACUUUAUUAUGACGGUGAAUGCUUACGUACUAGGGUCCAUCACUUCGAUUUUGCCUAGCCAAAAGAUAACAGCGGAGGAGUGGAAGGAGCUUGAGAACAUUGUCCUCGCGGAUCCGAGCUAUUAUACUUCUAACAGUGUAGAUUUGUUGUUGGGGUCAGAAGUAUAUAGCCGGGUUAUUCAAAAUGGAGUCAUCAAGGGACCGCUUGGUUCACCACUUGCUCAGUGUUCGUCAUUGGGGUGGAUUCUGUCUGGUGUUGUUCACACGCCCAUGAAGCACUCUGAAACAAUAAAAGUGAUGCACUGUAGCGUGGAGGAUAAUCAGCUUCAAAGAAAAUGUCGUAAGCUAGAAGAUGACAUGCCGUGGCCAAAGAAAAGAAUGUCUACAGAAAAUGAGGAGACACGUGAAGGAUACUUUACCAGAACUACUCAUAGAGAUGACACUGAUCGACACAUUGUGCGUUGUCUUCCGUUGAAAGAUGAAGAUCCCGAUGAGAAGAAUUCCCGGCAAACACCUGAAAAAAGAAUGUAUUCAUUAACACGUAGACUGAAAAAUGGCGAUCUGAAACAGAAAUACACAGAGGUAGUUAGUGAAUAUGUUGACAUGAAUUUGGAUCUCGGUGAAGAUUCUUCAACGGCGGCUGAGAAGAUACUGUCAGACUUUCAUGUGGACGAUCUCAUGAUGGGUUGCGGAACUAUCGAUCAAGGGAGUCAACUUUACAGAAAAAUGAAUAUGACGUUAGGUAAAGAAGAAUGUAGCAAACGCACCACGAUUUUCGCGCUGAGAAGGGUCGCUUGUCGCUAA